Messenger RNA from Hypoxylon trugodes, 3298 nucleotides. Its product is annotated as HET-domain-containing protein. The transcript is spliced from 3 exons. The record is from RefSeq and is a predicted model, not a curated record. NCBI's taxonomy places the organism in Eukaryota, Fungi, Ascomycota, Sordariomycetes, Xylariales, Hypoxylaceae. The coding region runs from base 425 to 3061 and encodes 878 amino acids.
AGUGUUACAUCACAGCAAUGACAGUGCAACGCCAACGAUAGUCCAAUCACCAUGAAAUAAACCGUAACGUAAUCAGAACACUGCCUUUCUCAAGCUGUAUUAGAAAACAUGGGUUAACUUUCAGCUUCAUCCAGUAUACCUUGGAUCUAACCCCAGGCGCCAAGAACCCAAGACAUUAGAAUGGUGAAAGGAGGCUCAGCCGCAAAUGGAGACAGCAAAUAAUGAUAGAACACCUAUUCAAUAGGCACUUAAUCAAUAUAGGUAUUGUAAGACGAACGAGUUAUAAAAUUAAUCUUAGAGUGCUUUCUAAAGUUCUCGCGCGAGGGCGAACGUCUUUUUGAAGACGGCGACCACAGUAAAGACAUGCGUAUGAUAUGCCAAUAGGCUUAAGCGAAUGCGCUCGACACUCUUUUAACUUGAUUUAAUGAAUAAUAUGGCUUCAACAGGUAUCGAAAUUCCUGAAAAGGUUUGUUCGGUUUGCGAUCGAAUACUUUGGUUCGAACUUCAGCCAGAAGAUGUACUCGGAACACCACAUCACACAUCGCGCCGCAACCUGGAGGCUUCUGCGAAAUCAUGUCGCCUCUGCGAUUUAGUACUCCAUGCUGCGAUAGCGAACUACAAAGACUCGCGGGGAAGAAGGAAUGGCAAGGGUUACUGGAGGCAAUUCAACGCGGUCAAGUACCACGACGGAACCAGCGUGCGCGAUAUCACCUACGUUAAGGAAUUGGGAGCAUGCAUGCCAGUCUCCGCGACGGAUUACAACAUGGGUGUUGGGCGAGCAGUUUUGGCAGCGACUGGCAAUAUAGCAAACGACGGUAUGCAUGUCGAUGAUGAACGCGAGAUACGAAGCCUGGAGACGCUGGAUAUCAAUGAGGAUGAGACGACCCACUUACCCGUUUGGUUAUAUGGAAACUGGUGGGCUGAAUACAAGCCAAGCGCCCCCGGAGAUACAGCACCCCUGCGUCUUAUGGGUGUGGGCGCCCGCUUCGGGAAGACCCAAAGCCACCUUGAUGCGCUGAACAACAGCCCUAAUCAGAUUUCCCUUCGCGGGAGUUAUCUGGGUAUCUGCACAACCGAUGAUGGCUUGUUCAAUCAGAUACCAGGCCGCCUGCGGGAAAUCAAUUCGGACUCGGACAUAGCAUUCAAUCGCCUAGAGAAAUGGCUGAAACAUUGCGAAUUAAACCAUCCGUACUGCGGACGUCCGCAAUCAAACCCUGUCCUCCCGACACGAGUAAUAGAUGUUUUUGCUUCCAAUCGUGGAGUUUCUGUUGUUGAAACCCACGGCCGGAGAGGCCAAUAUGUCACUUUAAGCCACUGUUGGGGAACUUCAUCGAGAUUGACGGCAAAUAAGGAGUCAAUCAAAGACCUCGGAGAUGGUAUUGCCGUAUCUUUCCUCCCGAAGACUUUUCAAGACGCAAUUAAGAUUACGCGACGCCUUGGCAUCAAGUACCUCUGGAUCGAUUGUCUAUGCAUCGUUCAAGAUGAUCCGGACGAUUGGGAACGAGAGGCGUCAGUAAUGAGCCAAGUUUACCGCUACUCAUACCUUACUAUAUCGGCAGAUGCAUCCAAAGACAGCUAUACCGGAUGUUUCCCAAAGCGCGAGAAGGAUUCGUACAUAUCUCCAGCCACCAUGUCGCUCGGAUACACUACACCAAGAGAAGCUACGGGACCGAGAAGUCAUUCACUUGCAUACGAACACACAUCCCAACCUGGGAAGAAGAAUUCGGUUUACCUGUUUGAAGAAUGGCUACCGGGCUCUAGCUUCCACUUCCCGCAGAGGAUGGGAAUGAAUUCGUUCGGCAAACGGUUCGAUCCUAUCGCCGACGAACCACUUAGUACGCGCGCAUGGACCCUUCAGGAGCGCUUGCUUUCGCCUCGCAUUAUACAUUACGCACACGACCAAAUGUACUUCGAGUGUGAGACUUGCAUGAACUCCGAAGAUGGUUUCACGUUCAGCGAUAUCUAUUUUGGGAUGAAGAGGCUUCUAGAUACGCAAUGCAUACCCCACAGUGAGCACGGGUUGCCCCAGUCAAGCGGCAUAUCGUUUAUAGUCGGGCAGGAUGCAGGGGGCAAGAGCCCAGGUAUCCGAUGGCAGGGCGGGUGGCUCUCAUUAGUGGAAAACUACAUGAUGCGUAAUCUAACAGUGUCGCGUGAUAAGCUGACCGCGUUGGCUGGUGUAGCGCGGGCUGUGGCGGAAGAGACGGGAGAUCGCUACUACGCGGGCUUGUGGGCGAGACAUUUCAUGGAGGAUCUAUACUGGAGGACGUAUCAGUACGAAGAGAUAGAAGACCGGCGCGAUAUGAAGAUUACGCCGAUCAAAGGGAAACGCAUAGGAACCAUUCGCAAGCCAACGGAAUAUCGCGCGCCUAGUUGGUCUUGGGCAUCGCUUGAUGGACCCGUAAAGCAUCUUCCGCUAUCUUACAGCAACCUAGUUUCUAGGAUUAUUGGGUGCUCAACCACUCCCGCUGGUAAGGAUCCGUAUGGACGGGUAUCGGGUGGGAAGCUAGAUAUCGAGGGGCCAAUCUACGAAGUCAGACCUCACCAACCAAAGGGAAGGUGGGAUCGUCACGGAAUCCCGGUAGAGAUUGAUCUAGAAGACGAUCGCGGCAUAUCAAUUGGAGCGUUGAACCUCGACCUCCCAGAUGAGCCAAUUUCUUGCCCGUGCUAUGCGCUAUUUCUCGAUCCCUCAAGAGCGAUAAUCCUACAAACCAAGGAGUUCGAACCUAAGCGGAAUGAAGACGGUACUAAAGACCCGAACACUCUGGUCUCAAAGCCGAUCUUAACAACAUGCGAUGUCAAUCGCUCAAUCGCUGGAGAUCCGAAGAUGAAGGGCUUCGUAUUCCAAGCGCUCUUUGAAGCCGUUCGCAUUGGUGCUGGAAUAUUUGUUAAAUCAACCAAAAAAGAAUUGGACCAGUCAGAGGACGAGGAAAAGGAACCGGAACUCUGGGACGAGGCGAAGCACGGCAAGCUGACGCUGGAUAAGAUCCUACACGUUUCAGGGGAUCAAACUUGGGGGCCGAUCACGAAGGAUGACCCCAAGGUGUGGGUAACGAUUGUCUAAAAAUAUCGACUUUUCAAUUCAAUCCAAGUUGAGAAAUUCCUCUUGCGACCAAAAAGUCUUUUCUAAGCACUGAAAAUACCUCUUCAUUCGUAGCAAGGUAUAGAGGUGAGCGGCGCACAAUGAUAUAGUACCCGAACGCGAACCCGGUCGAAACUACUUGAUUAUGAUUACUUAGAUUUCUCUAAGGUAUAACUAUAAUUAUUACGCGAAUGAUACAGUAACUUCUUCAACGAGAGU